This is a messenger RNA of Anopheles cruzii, 2884 nucleotides long. It is a transcript of the gene Strip, whose product is annotated as striatin-interacting protein 1 homolog. The record is from RefSeq and is a predicted model, not a curated record. Gene Ontology annotation, biological process: cytoskeleton organization. The transcript has 9 exons. NCBI's taxonomy places the organism in Eukaryota, Metazoa, Arthropoda, Insecta, Diptera, Culicidae. Bases 84 to 2792 code for a protein of 902 amino acids. Gene Ontology annotation, cellular component: cytosol.
GAAAAACUAUCAUUUCUGGUGCAAAGUAAUGUGAAGGAGUGUACACAGUUUUCCAUCCGCCAUCCGUCCGUCGUGCACUCGCAAUGGAAGGUUCCGGCGACAUGUUGGCGAUCUAUAAUUUCAACGAAAAUGAAAUGCUUGACGGCAGCAGUGCAUUAGAAUUUCCCGAUCUAGAUUUUGUUUACGCAGAUGCGGACAGCCACACCAACGAGAUCGCCGAACUGUACAGCUACACCGAGCAGGCGGAGUUUCAGCACAAUGUUAAGGCAUUUGAAGAUCAGAUGGAGCUGUACAAGCUGCCACCCUGCUGGCAGAAGCUAACGGAUGCCGAUCAGAACGGGAUCGUACUUAAGCUACUCGAUCAGCUCGAUAUGUGCAAAAAGAAUAUGCGCAUGAAAGCGGCCCGUUGCAUCCUGUACCUGGCGCAGGGCUGUUGGGCCGAGGUACAGUCCGACCAGGAGCAACAGGCAUGGGCACGCAAAAACGUGAUGCUGCUGUACCGGUCCGGUGUGUUUGGUGCGUUCGUUGAGCUGCUGAACCUGGAAAUUGACAACUCAUCCACGGCUAACAUUGCGAUGCGUAAGAUUGCCGUCUCGCUUGCCGAUUCGGUCGAUUUGCGUGUCAUCCUGUCCGUACUGUACAUCAUCACCGAGGUGAUGCGGUCGGAGAAGGAAAGCAAAAGCCAAGAGUACGCCCGGAUGGUGUCAACGUUCGUCACCGAAAUCACGUACCCUAUCGGAGACGAGCUACUGUCCGUGAAGCUACUCGGGAUGGUCACCCAGUUCUGCACCGGUAUGGCACCGCAUUUUCCAAUGAAAAAAGUAUUACUCUUACUGUGGAAAAUAUCUCUCGUGUCACUCGGAGGCAUGGAUACGCUAAAGGAACUUAAAGAUAAGUACCGUAUCGCGGCAGGCCUCUCGCAGAACCGCGAAGACACGCUCGAGAUAUCGAAAGUGAUGCGAGCCAGUUCGCCACCGAUCACUGCAGUGGCGAUCGAAGAGAGGCAAGACAAGCGCGGCAGGCCAUCCCGAAGAAGCCUGAUCAAACAAAGUUCACUGGACGAACAGGAACAGCUCGGGCUGGAGAUGGAAACGUCCAACACGGAGAACGAGGUAGAUCUUACCGAUUUCUGGGGGAAGUACGAAGAUCCGAUCAACGGUGCCUCGGCGGACGGCGCGGCGUCAGGGGGCGCAGGGGCGGCCACGGCGCCCGAAGACGGCGGCACCACGGUGGACGGUGAGCAGAAAGGCGAUGGUGAACAGUCUCCACCCCAGCCGGCAAUCGCACCCGCCGAGGAGGAACCACCGCAGGAAGUCUCGAACCGGUUGCCGUGGGCCCCGAAGAUCCGGCGUAAAGAUAUCGACAUUUUUCUCAACAACUCACGCAUCAAGUUCAUCGGCUACUCGCUCAAGGAUGACCACGAGACACUGGCCGGGUUGCCGCAACCGAUACAGGAAGGAUUUAAGACACUGAAAAAGCACAUGUACGUGAGCCUGGCGGACGUGCAGAUUCGGCAGGAGGAAGACAUCAACCGCAAUCCGAUGUCCACGUCGGAGGGGGAAAUUACGCUAACGCCGACCGAAAUCCUCUACCAGGCGAUGCUACCGAAUCUGUCGCAGUACAUGAUUUCGCUACUUAAGAUCCUGCUGGCGGCCGCCCCGACGUCGAAGGCGAAGACCGAAAGCAUCAACAUCAUGGCGGACGUGCUGCCGGAAGACAUGCCCAUGACCGUGACGCAGUCGACCAAGCUGGGCAUCGAUGUGAGCCGCCACAAGGAGAUCACCGUCAAAGCGGUGUCCGCCAUUCUGUUGCUGUAUUUGAAGCACUUCAAAAUCAACCACAUCUACCAGUUCGAGUUCAUGUCGCAGCACCUGGUGUUUGCCAACUGCAUCCCGCUGGUGCUCAAGUUCUUCAACCAGGACAUCAUGGGCUACGUCGGCUCGAAGAACGUCAUCCCGAUCAUGGACUUUCCGGCGUGCGUGAUCGGCGAGCAGCCCGAGCUGACGUCGGAAACGAUGAUCAUCGGCGACUCGGCCCCGUACUCGUGGCGCAACGUGUUCUCCUGCAUCAACCUGCUGCGCAUUCUCAACAAGCUGACCAAGUGGAAGCACUCGCGCAUCAUGAUGCUGGUCGUGUUCAAGUCGGCCCCGAUACUGAAGCGCACGCUCAAGGUGCGCCACGCGCUCAUGCAGCUGUACGUGCUGAAGCUGCUGAAGAUGCAAACCAAGUACCUGGGCCGCCAGUGGCGCAAAUCGAACAUGAAAACGAUCAGCGCCAUCUACGCGAAGGUACGGCACCGGCUGAACGACGACUGGGCGUUCGGGAACGAUCUGGAUGCGCGCCCGUGGGACUUUCAGGCGGAAGAGUGCGCCCUCAAGAGUGGCGUCGAUCGGUUCAACAACCGGCGCUACCUGCAGGCACACAACGGCAUCCUGGCCGGGAUCGAGGGUCUCGACUAUGACGAUCCGAUCGACGGCAUCGGCAGCAUCGGUACGGCCGGUGGGCCUGGUGGGGCCAUCGGUGCCGGUGGAGACGGUGGGCUGAAUGGUGCCGGCGGUGGUGGCGUUGGUGGUGGCGGUGCCGGACUCUCUACAAACGGUGGACUCCCUGGUGGAGGACUCGGUGGCAUGGGCGGCGAGCGUGGCAACGCCUGUUACGGUGGGCUGGCCCGGAAGGCGGAGGAAAUUGAGCUGAGCGAAGAGUUUAAGCAAAACUAUGAACUCUGGCUACAGCAGGAAGUGUACAACAACAACAUCGACUGGGACGCGCUGCUCACGGUGGAGGAAUUUUAAAGAGCGAGAGAGAGAGCCGGUGCCGGUGCCGGUCCCGAGUGAACGUAAGCGUGUGUGGAACACCAUAGGCCACAAUAAAGAAUGCAUCCUGU